AUGGCGGGAAAGUCGAAUAAAGGGAGGAACCGGAAAGGGUCCCAAACUCCUGCUAAUCCAUCAGAACAGACAGUAUCUCCUGCCAAUCCAUCAGAACAGACAGGAUCUUCUGGUGUUCCAUUGGGUAAUCACUCCAGCUCAUCAGAUGCAAAUGGAAAUGCAGUUGCCAGUGAACCCGUUAGUACCACCGAGGAAAUUAACGAGUUAGAGAACACGUCCCCAGUAAACAAAGGACAGGCUGAUGUGAACUCGAUAAUAGAUGACCAAGCAAAGCAAGAAGCAGCUAAUGCAACCGUAGAUCCUAAGGGAAAGCAAGGUGACAUUCAUCUCUAUCCUGUAACUGUCAAAACUCAAGGGGGAGAAAAGCUUGAGCUACAAUUGAGCCCUGGAGAUUCUGUUAUGGAUGUGAGACAGUUUCUUCUUGAUGCUCCGGAGACAUGUUUCUUUACUUGCUAUGAUUUGUUACUGCACUCGAAGGAUGGUGCAACUCAUCACCUAGAAGAUUACAACGAAAUUUCUGAGAUUGCUGACAUUACUCUUGGUGACUGCUAUUUGGAGAUGGUUGCAGCAUUGUAUGAUGAUCGAUCCAUUAGGGCUCAUGUUCACCGCACGAGGGAGUUGUUGUCACUUUCCACAGUGCAUUCCUCGUUAUCAACAUCACUUGCGUUGCAGCAAGAUUUGGGGCAGAGUACAUCUGGAACUCCAGGAGAUCCGGUGAAAUCUGAAGUUGCGGACCUUGAAAGUUUGGGUUUUAUGGAGAAUGUUCCGGGGGCACUUUCUAAUCUGUUUUUACCGCCUUCCAAAGAGAUUCAAUGUGUGGAGAGUAUUGUGUUUUCAUCCUUCAAUCCUCCACCUAGCUAUCGAAGGCUUUCUGGUGAUCUUAUUUAUUUGGAUGUGGUCUCGCUGGAAGGCAAUAAAUAUUGUAUUACGGGAACAACAAAAAACUUUUAUGUCAAUUCAAGUACUGGUACCAUUCUUGAUCCCAGGCCAAGUAAAUCUGCUUUUGAGGCCACAACGCUUAUUGGCCUUUUGCAAAAGAUUAGCUCCAAGUUCAAGAAAGCUUUCCGGGAGAUACUGGAGCGGAAGGCCUCGUCUCAUCCUUUUGAAAAUGUUCAAUCCCUUCUGCCACCCAAUUCAUGGCUUGGAUUGUACCCUAUCCCAGAUCACAAACGUGAUGCUGCAAGAGCUGAGAAUGCAUUGACACUUUCCUUUGGGAGCGAGUUAAUAGGGAUGCAAAGAGAUUGGAAUGAAGAACUACAGUCUUGCCGUGAAUUUCCACAUUCAACUGCUCAGGAAAGGAUAUUGCGUGAUAGGGCUCUUUACAAAGUUACCUCUGACUUUGUUGAUGCUGCAAUCAAUGGUGCUAUUGGAGUCAUCAGCAGAUGUAUCCCACCCAUUAAUCCAACUGACCCAGAGUGCUUUCAUAUGUAUGUUCACAAUAACAUAUUCUUUAGUUUUGCUGUUGAUGCUGAUCUCGAGCAACUGCCUAGGAAGCUGGCUUCAGAUGCUUCUAAAAUUGAGUCUUCGAGCACUAUCUCAUCUGAGAAGACAGCCAAUAAUGUGUCACAUGGAACCAAAAUUACAGAAAAAGCCGAUGGCCAUGAUAAUGGAACAACUAAUGGCUCCGUGGAUGUGAUUCCCGAUGCCCCUUGUGAGACUCAGUUGGCUGAAAGUGAACAAGCCACAUAUGCCAGUGCAAAUAAUGAUUUGAAAGGCACCAAGGCGUAUCAGGAAGCUGAUGUUCCUGGGUUGUACAAUCUGGCAAUGGCCAUAAUUGAUUAUAGAGGUCAUCGAGUAGUAGCUCAGAGUGUUUUACCUGGCAUCCUUCAGGGUGAUAAGUCAGAGUCUCUUUUAUAUGGUUCUGUUGACAAUGGGAGGAAAAUUUGCUGGAGCGAAGGUUUUCACUCUAAGGUCUCAGAAGCUGCCAAGCGUCUUCAUUUGAAGGAACAUUGCGUCCUUGAUGGGUCUGGAAAUGUUUUUAAAUUGGCCGCACCAGUUGAAUGCAAGGGCAUUGUUGGUAGUGAUGACAGGCAUUAUCUCUUGGAUUUGAUGAGAGUGACUCCUCGUGAUGCAAAUUACAAUGGACCCGGCUCCAGAUUUUGUAUUCUAAGACCUGAGUUAAUUACAGCCUUUUGCCAUGCUGAAACAGCAGAUAAGUCUAAGUCUCUGGGAAAUCCUGAGGGUGAAGGCUCUGGUUCUUUAAAUUCCAAUGAUGGUGUAGUGGAAUUGAAUGGCCUUGAAAAAUCUGUUCCAGAGAUGCAGGAUACAGAAAAAGUUGAAACACAUGCUCACGAAGGGUGCAAUUGUGAGUCUGAGCACAGAGAAGCAAGCGAGGAAAUACUUUUUAAUCCUAAUGUCUUCACUGAGUUUCAGUUAGCUGGUUCUCCUGAGGAGAUUGUGGCAGAUGAAGAAAAUGUCAGGAAAGCAAGUCUGUAUCUUAAAGACGUUGUACUUCCUAAGUUUGUUCAAGAUCUUUGCACACUUGAGGUUUCACCCAUGGAUGGACAUACACUAACUGAAGCGCUUCAUGCUAACGGGAUCAAUGUUCGCUAUCUUGGGAAAGUGGCUGAGGGUACCAGGCACAUGGCUCACUUAUGGGAUCUCUGCUUGAGUGAGAUUGUUGUGAGGUCUGCAAAGCACAUCUUGAAGGAUAUCUUGAGAGACACCGAGGAUCAUGAUCUUGGGAACGCUAUUGCACACGUCUUUAACUGUUUGUUUGGAAAUAUUCACCGAGGUGUGACAAACAGUGCAAGCUCAAAAAGUCAAAAGAAGGACCAUGUGGGGUAUCCAGCUUCCUGGAAAUCUUUGAAGGGUCAGUCGAAGUCAAAAAAUAAAGGUUCUGGUAGGAAGAAGCAGUCCUUGUUUUUAAGUAUAAGUUCAGACAGUUUGUGGUCUGACAUACAGGAGUUUUCAAAACUCAAAUAUCAGUUUGAACUACCAGAGGAUGUAAGAUUGCGUGUAAAGAGAAUCCCAGUUAUUCGAAAUCUUGCCCAGAAGGUUGGCAUAACAGUUGCAGCUCGAAGAUAUGAUUUUGAUGCAGUUGCACCGUUUCAAACAUCAGACAUAUUGAACCUUCAACCUGUUGUAAAGCAUGCUAUCCCUGUUAGUUCCGAAGCCAAGGAUCUUGUGGAAACGGGGAAGGUUCAGUUAGCUGAGGGGAUGCUGAGUGAGGCAUACACCUUGUUUUCUGAAGCAUUCACAAUACUUCAGCAGGUCACUGGUCCAAUGCACAGAGAGGUGGCUAAUUGUUGCCGCUACCUUGCCAUGGUGUUGUAUCAUGCCGGAGACAUGUCUGGAGCAAUCAUGCAACAACACAAGGAACUCAUAAUCAAUGAGCGAUGUCUUGGAUUGGAUCACCCUGAUACUGCACACAGCUACGGGAACAUGGCUCUGUUUUACCAUGGUCUGAACCAAACUGAACUUGCGCUGCGACACAUGUCCCGGGCUCUACUACUGCUAAGUUUGUCUUCAGGUCCUGAUCAUCCUGAUGUUGCUGCAACUUUUAUAAAUGUUGCAAUGAUGUAUCAAGACAUUGGAAAGAUGAACACAGCUCUUCGUUAUUUGCAAGAAGCCUUGAAGAAGAAUGAAAGGCUUUUAGGAGAAGAACAUAUUCAAACUGCUGUUUGCUACCAUGCACUUGCAAUUGCCUUCAACUGUAUGGGUGCAUUUAAGCUCUCUCACCAGCAUGAGAAAAAGACGUAUGAUAUACUUGUCAAACAGCUUGGAGAAGAAGAUUCGAGGACCAAAGAUUCUCAAAAUUGGAUGAAGACAUUUAAGAUGCGUGAAGUGCAGAUGAAUGCUCAGAAACAGAAAGGUCAAGCUCUGAAUCCAGCUUCUGCACAGAAAGCCAUUGAUAUUCUCAAGGCCCAUCCUGAUCUGAUACACGCAUUUCAAGCUGCUGCUGUUGCUGGUGGAUCUGGCAAUUCCAGUGCUACCAUGAAUAAGUCGCUAAAUGCGGCUAUAAUGGCUGAGGCACUUCCUCGGAGAGGGGGUGAUGAAAGGGCUGCCCGAGCAGCUGCAGAAGCCAGAAAAAAAGCUGCAGCGAGGGGCCUUACGAUACGUCCCCAUGGUGUUCCAGUUCAGGCAAUACCCCCACUCACCCAGCAGCUGUUCAACAUCAUACAUUCUGGCAUGAACUCUGAAACAGCUAAUAAUGAAAAUAAUGGAGGCAACAAAGAAGUCAAUGGCCAUCCUCCAAGUGUAGCUGGGGAUGCCCCAAUUCAUGAAUCAAAGCCCGUACAACAAGAUCCGGCGCCCGUGGGAUUAGGCACGAGCUUGAAGCAGAAAUCAAAAGGCAAAACUGGGUCCUGA
Molecule: messenger RNA, 4311 nt
Organism: Oldenlandia corymbosa var. corymbosa
Lineage: Eukaryota; Viridiplantae; Streptophyta; Magnoliopsida; Gentianales; Rubiaceae
Source: the annotation of a GenBank genome assembly